CUGGAUAGAUAAAAUUAUGAGAUAAAGGACAGUGAGAGAUCAUAGACCAUUAUAUUCAUGAGAUGUGAUAUCAUAAGUCUAAUCUAUUUCAAGUGGAUUGGCUUGGGAUAGUGUACUAUCAACUAUAACAUCUCCCAUUAAUCCCUAAGAAACACUUCUAAGACAACACCAUGUGCCCUUUCUCUCAUAACGGUCCCAUGACUCUUAUCUCAUAGCCCUCCACCCUUAAUCAUUCAAGUAUCCAACGAUAUCCCACAAAACUUUUCAUCUAUAUAUAUUCAUAGCUGCAAGUGCUUAGUGCAACAAAAAUCAUUCACAUCAAUCCUAAGGCAUAUUAGCUUCAAAAACGAGAAUCUCAUUUACAACUCUCUUUUCUCAACUUUCUCUUCCCAAGUAUCAACACAUAAAACAUGGGUUUUCGUUUGCCUAGUGUCAAGAAGGCAUCCCUUCAUACAAUCAAAGCAUCAUCGAAAGCUGUGGACGUGCCGAAGGGCUACCUUGCAGUCUAUGUUGGAGAGAAAAUGAAGCGAUUCAUGAUUCCUGUAUCAUUCUUGAACCAACCUUCAUUUCAAGAUUUGUUGAGUCAAGCCGAGGAAGAAUUUGGGUAUGACCAUCCAUUGGGUGGUCUCACAAUUCCUUGUGGAGAAGAUGUGUUCUUAGAUAUCACUUCUCGCUUCAAUAGCUGCUAACUGCAUGAAGGUGGAACUAACUUAGAUGUAGACAUAUACUAGACACAUUUUUGUAUCAGAGUUUCUUACCUUGGCAUCUUCCCUUUGUAAAAGAAAUUUCAUCUGAAUGAUAAGCUAUCUCCACGAAGUUUUUGCU
This is a messenger RNA of Vigna unguiculata (cowpea), 825 nucleotides long. RefSeq names its product auxin-induced protein 15A-like. The record is from RefSeq and is a predicted model, not a curated record. Lineage: Eukaryota; Viridiplantae; Streptophyta; Magnoliopsida; Fabales; Fabaceae. Gene Ontology annotation, biological process: response to auxin.